GCGCCAUCUUUCGGAAUCACGCGUAAUUAACGGAAAUUAAAAAUAAGACGACGGGCUUUAAAACGCAGUGCGUAAUAUUGUCGUUCGAUCCUGCACUUAAACAAUGGACAUUACGGUAGAGGAAUGACCUACGAUAAUUUUAUUUAAUUCACGUGUAAUUACGCAAGAAGCCGAGAGGCGUCUCCAUCUCGCACGUGACAUCAUUGUUUGUAUUCGGUAACCAAGGCAACGAUUCCGUCCAUUUUGUAUUCGGGUUCACGUCCGGAGAUUCGUCGAAGAUGGCCAACGAAUUGGGUUUGAACGAGCAACACCAGAAUUUGGUGUUGAAUUAUCUUCGUUUUGCCAAAUUUCAACGCACGCAACGCAUUCGUUCGGUCGAGAAGUGCUUCGAAGACGUCGAAAGUCUAAGGUUAUUGGAAGACACUUAUACAGCAGAUGAGGUGAAGUCACUGGUGGACGAACUCUGCAGCCUGGUCAGGGGAGAGGUGGAGACCGAACUGAUUAAUUCGGCGCAUGUGACUGCAUUACUGUUGAGGCAGCUGUGCACGCAGGUGGAACGGUGGCACCUCCGUCUUCAUGGAGACAUCUCCGAACUGGAAAACAGAGAGUUGAUUGAACAAAUCAGCAAAUUUGAAGAACGGGAACUGAAGAACAUUGACAAAAGUUCAAAGUCUCCUACCAAGGCUGUCAAGUUGGAGCCCAUCCUGGAGGGUCAGGGACAGGUCAAACUUCUUCAGGCUGAGAUAAAUCGCCUAAAAGCCGAAAACGAAGCUCUGAAGGAGAGACUGAAGAGAGUAGAACAACAGACUUUCAAUAUAAUCGAGGAGAAGAAUAAAUUAUCCAAAACCCAAACUGAAAUGGAAGAAGAGUUAAAAGAUCUCAAAGGAAAAGCGAGCGAGAAAGAAAACGUAACUCUAAUUCUGGAUCAGGUAUCAAAAGAAAAGUCUGAAAUUGAAGAGACGUUAGUGAGUAACACAGCAUUGCAGAAGCAGCUGGAAGAAGAUCUACUCUCCACCAAGAACCGCCUGACAGAAGUGCAGUGUCAUCUGGAGUUGGCCGAAAAGGAGCUAGAGAGGAAAUUUUGUGAAACGGCAGCUUACGCCAAUCUUAAGAAGAUGCUCACCGCCAAGAAUGACCAGAUCAAACAGUUGCGGAAGUCUCUGGCAAAGUAUGAAUCUUCCGACGAGUGAGGGUACUCCGGGAAGUUUUACUAAGAAUAAAAAAAAAAAAAACAGGUAGCA
This is a messenger RNA of Centruroides sculpturatus (bark scorpion), 1241 nucleotides long. Its product is annotated as leucine zipper transcription factor-like protein 1. Gene Ontology annotation, cellular component: cytoplasm. Bases 279 to 1190 code for a protein of 303 amino acids. NCBI's taxonomy places the organism in Eukaryota, Metazoa, Arthropoda, Arachnida, Scorpiones, Buthidae. The record is from RefSeq and is a predicted model, not a curated record. The transcript is spliced from 10 exons. Gene Ontology annotation, biological process: negative regulation of protein localization to cilium.